Molecule: messenger RNA, 2765 nt
Organism: Sphaeroforma arctica JP610
Lineage: Eukaryota; Ichthyosporea; Ichthyophonida
Exons: 10
Coding region: 295-1890 (531 amino acids)
Biological process (GO): t-circle formation; resolution of mitotic recombination intermediates; double-strand break repair via synthesis-dependent strand annealing
Cellular component (GO): replication fork; Rad51C-XRCC3 complex
Molecular function (GO): four-way junction DNA binding; ATP-dependent DNA damage sensor activity; ATP binding
Source: RefSeq, a predicted model, not a curated record
CGAGGUCUAUUCGUGAUAUAAUAUAUGUAUUACAAGUGUAUAUAUGUAUUGGACUUAUGAUAAGAGGUCUAACAGGGACAGAUAUGUAUGUAUAUAUGCACUGGACUUGUGAUAGACGUCUAUCAGUGUCACAUAUGUCUGUAUGUAUCAAAGUGUGUCUUCAGACUAUAGUGUGACACAUGUACGCCCGUUGAGUCUAUGAUUGGUAUUUUGGCAUUUUCACUAUGAGCCUACGAAGAUCCGAUAUCUGCUUGAAAAUACACAUGCAUAUGAUGUGAUGAUUCAUUUGCGAGCAUGGAGGUUGAUCUACCCAACCAUAUCACAAAGGCUCUCAGUGCUGUCCAGUUGCGAUAUGCUGAGGAUAUUAUCGUGCUGAGCGGACCGGAGAUUCAACGCCGCACUGGCUUGAGCAAGGGAGACGCAGAUAUGGCGUUAUUACUCAGUUGCAGUCGAGUGUAUCCGCUGUCACAUCGCACCGCCGCAGUGGCACUGCACAGCCCCGAUAGUCCAUGGCAGCGCUACCAACCAGUGCAGGACUUGUCCAUCUGCUAUAAAUCGAGCGGCAAGCGGUCGGCCGUAUUAGCAGAGGCGGAGGGGUCUCAGCCCACGAAGCAACGCAAGCUGUUCCACUGGGACAGAGACAGUAGACCCUCUGGCAUACACGCACACGUGACCAAACGCACCCGCCUUACGCUGGGUUGUGCCGUGCUGGAUUCGUAUUUCGGGGGCGGGGUAUUGGUGCCAGGGGUGACUGAAAUCACAGGCGACAGCUCCAGCGGCAAGACACAGUGGGCGUUGCAGUUGUGCCUUACCUGCCAGCUACCACUCAGCAGUGGCGGAUUGGAUGCAGGUGCCAAACACCCUGUGCUGACCCACCAUGCCAUCAUCCUCAUCCUGCCCCCUCCAGGAGCCCUCUACAUCAGCACUGAGGCGGCGUUCCCCACCAAACGACUGGCGGACAUAUCCACCCACGCCAGUGCACGGUACGACGCCGCCCCAGACACCGACUGGGGGGCGCAGGUGUAUGUGGAGAGUGUCAGAGACUUGCCUGCGCUCUUAGCCACCUUGCGCACACGGGUGCCAGCUCUGAUCCGCUCGCGACAAGUGAAGCUCAUCGUAAUCGAUUCAGUGACCUCUGUCUUCCGAGGCAACAGUGGGAGAGACAGGUGUGUGCGUCUACCAGUCGGUCUGCUGGGACUUACACCUUUACUACCCUUCUCACCCGCCACUACUUAUUCCUGGUGCAGCGGUGGUUCUGGGAGGGCUAUAAAAAGGACCGAUGGCAUCUUCCAGCUCGGCCUAGCAUUGAACACUCUCGCCGAUCAAAUGGGGGUAGCCGUUGUGUGUAUCAAUCAGGUUACCGCCGCAAUCAGUGAUGGCGACACAUUCAGCGCCUCCAACCCCUUCGAUGAUGCCAACAGAUCAAAACCAGCCUUGGGAUUGUUGUGGUCGCACAUGAUUCGGCAGCGCAUUGUGUUGUCGCGUCGAGACCGCGGCACACGCUCCUACCUGCCGCUACUGCCCAGAUACGACAUACAGCUAGCGGAUAGCACACGCACACAAACACGGGUACACAUACCCACACCCACACCCACACACCCACACGCACGUUCGAUAGAGCUCCACCGCACACCAUCCGGUUCUGCGGAAACAUCCGCAGACGACUCGCAGUAUACGGGUGGGAUUGUGGGGUGUCCGCUGAGUCCGACACUCUCCGUUAGUGCACCCGUUUCCAGCCAAGCGGAUGCAGAGGUUUGUCCUCCGGAUAGCCGUGUCAAUAUCAGAGACGCACAGGUGGUGCUUGCGCCGCAUUUGGCGAUGGGCAGAGCCGAGUUCGUUAUAUCGCAUGAGGGCAUACACGGGUAUGUGUGCACCCCCGAUCAAACAUAGGGCAACACGUGAUAUGAGGGGAUUGGUGGUGUCCUAUACUAUGGAUACUCAUGCACCAAUGGCUUGUAAAUGAAGCCCCAGAUGUGCUAUGUAUCAAGCAAACGGCAGGCAGUUGAGAGGUGUACCGAAUAUCUGCCUAACGGCUGCGACAGGGUAAAAUGUUGGUAAUGGAUGCUUGAGUAAAUAGUAACCCUCAAACAAACGGGGCACAAACGCCGGACAUGGUCUAGGACACAUCUCAUGAGUCACAGGGCUUGAAGAUGGUGUAUUACACUGCGAGCGCACCAUAAGCAGGCCAGCAAUACACACGGCAAGAGGAUCGAAGACACGGUUCGUAGCGACGCAUACGUAUGUAGUGACUCCAUACGUAUGUGGCAUAUCAGGAUUAGACACACCGCGUGAAAGGACUCUGGACAUAAACGUAUGUAUGACAUAUGACGAUUGCACACACAGUGUAAUAUGCACACACUCGUCAAACAAACGCGGCAAUAACGGGGCGCACAACGACUCGCGUAGUAUGCUGGGAUCGAGUGAUGAUCGAUUAUGUGGCGGGAAAGGACAUGACAUAAGACAUGUGAUACACACUUCCAUGACAUAUGGCGAUUGCAUACGUAGUGCACUACAGACAGGUACGGGCCAACAGAAGUAUCGACUACUUGGCACACAUAGCGACUACACACUUAGUGUAUUGGAGAUAGACAUCGGCAACGGAAACGCCAGCGACGUGGGUCUCAACAAACAUGUGCAUCCGAAUUUGUAACUACAACCUAUAGAUAUAUAUCAGGCACAGUCAUAGAGCAGAACCGUUCGAAGGUGACGAUAACUGUGCUUACCUCUACAGAGCAUAACGUGCUAAGCUAAAACAUAAAAAUAAC